This is a messenger RNA of Zootermopsis nevadensis, 1941 nucleotides long. Its product is annotated as facilitated trehalose transporter Tret1. NCBI's taxonomy places the organism in Eukaryota, Metazoa, Arthropoda, Insecta, Blattodea, Termopsidae. Gene Ontology annotation, cellular component: membrane. Gene Ontology annotation, biological process: transmembrane transport. The record is from RefSeq and is a predicted model, not a curated record. Gene Ontology annotation, molecular function: transmembrane transporter activity.
UGUUGGAGACGCAGUGUCUCACCGCUGUCUGGUCCUGACAGUCACUCCGAACCGAUCAGAUGGCCAUGGGAAUCUAGCCCUUCAAUCGAAGAAUCACUUACAUGCCACAUGAGGAAGAUGGCAAAGUCACGUUUGCCUGGCGGUGAUGCCGCUGCUAGAACCGAGGAUGAGCCGGUUAAGGUAGCCGGGCGCUUCCGCACUGCGGUGCCUCAGGUGCUGGCGACUACAGCGAAGAACAUGAUCCUUCUGGAUCUCGGCAUGACCGUCGCGUUCCCUACAAUCGUCAUCCCGGCGCUGAGCAACACCCUGGAUCCUCUGGCACUGAACAGCGAGCAGACGUCGUGGUUCGGAAGCAUCAUGUUCAUCUGCCAGCCGGUGGGGAGUGUCCUGUCCGGUAUUGUGUUGGAACAGCUAGGCCGGAAGAAGUCCAUGAUCCUGGUCAACUUCCCCCACGUCAUCGGUUGGUUCAUCUACUACUUUGCCAGCUCAGUGCCGAUGCUGUACCUGUCCGCCGUCAUCAUGGGACUGGGCGUCGGAUUCAUGGAGGCGCCCAUCAUCACGUACGUCGGGGAGAUCAGUCAGCCGCAGCUGCGAGGAAUCCUCACUUCAUACUCAGGUAUGUUCGUGCAACUCGGGUUCUUCCUCGAGUUUCUGCUGGGCACUGUGUCAAACUGGAGGACGGCGGCGGCUAUCAGCGCUGCGGUACCUAUUGCCACGGUGAUCGCCAUAACCCAGGUUCCUGAGACACCAAUAUGGCUGCUAUCUAGGGGUCGUUUCGAAGAAGCCGAGAAAUCGCUAUGCUGGCUCCGAGGUUGGGUCUCUCCAGCCGCCGUCAGCAGAGAAUUCAACGAGCUCGUACUUUACACUGAGAAGAUGAAAAGGCUAAAGCACGGUCCCCCCAAAUCAGCUGAGGGUGACGAUGCCGAGCGUGUGUCUCCAUCGGACGUCGCUUGCAGAGAAGGCGUCUGCGUGGGGAAAAUUCGACAGCUGCUGAAGCCACAGACUCUGCGGCCGCUCUCGUUGGUCCUCAUGUUCUUCUUCUUCCAACACGCUUCUGGUUUCACUGCCAUGCGACCAUACUUGGUUCAAGUGUUUGACGAAUUUGGGUUGCCUUUAGACGCUCACUGGGUUACAGUAUUAACCGGCGUGGUUGGUCUCGUAGGCAAUAUUGUCUGCAUGGUAGGAGUAUCUUGGUGCGGUAAGCGCCCAUUAUCGCUUGUCUCGAUGGCUGUGGCAUCUAUGGCUUCCCUCCUCCUAGGGGCCUACGCCUUCGCUGUGCUAUCACCCGGAGAUGUGGCCACAGGUGGCACGCGGCAUACUGCUUCUUGGACACCCCUGACCCUGUUUGUGGUCUAUGCUUUCAUGCAAAACACUGGGGUGCAGCCGAUACCGUGGAUGAUUCUCAGCGAGGUGUUUCCAUUCAGGAGCCGCGGACUAGCAAGUGGUACAGCCGCGGCGGGUUCUUACAUCCUAGCGUUCCUGGCCUCGAAAACGUUCCUGUCCCUGAAAUCGGCACUGGGUCUCCACGGGGUCUUCUGGCUCUACGGCAGUCUUGGCUUCGUCGGAUUCUUUGCCAUUUACUGGACUUUCUCAGAGACCGAAGGGCGAAGCCUAGAAGAUAUUGAAGAAUUCUACAAGAAAGGAAUCAGAGGCAAAAUACCGAAGAAAGAGAUUUCAGAAAGAGUUGCAAAAGAAUCUUCCACGAAAUUUAGUCCUUCCACUGAUUCCAUAACAACAGAAAGGGAGGAUGGUGUCGGCAUCAGCGAUGUCGAGGUCACGAACCAACUUUUCACAAAUGCGGCAAGAAAAUUAAAAUCAAGCAACGAAGUAAAUGGCGAAUUAAUGUCUGGUGUAAGCACCGAGACAGUGGACACUACGUUCACAGUCUCAACGUUUGACUUGCAAGAUCCGAAAUCCUCCACUGAAGAUGUAAACGAGAAG